AUGCAGGAGAUUUUCGAUCAUCAGCAACGACUGCUGGGUCUGAUCGCUAGGUCCGUCGAGAAUCAGAAAAAGCAGGGGAAAUCUCGCGGAUCUUUGGAUUCCCGCAUCUCCUUGCUCGACGGCUACUGGCAGCAAUUCUCGGACAACGAUAUGGAGCUCCGUCGCUUGGGUGACAAAACCCUAGCGACCUCGGACUACGUAACCCGAGACCAGUUUACCGUGACUCAGGAGACUUACCUGCAACAGCGAGGAGAAUUGCUGGACAUGCAGAGCGGUCUGACCGUGGGCGGGUCAAAUGUCGCGUCGGCUCCUGCACCCGGAGCCGUCGCCGCGCCUGGAGUCCAGCUACCGCGCGUACCGAUACCCCGCUUCAGCGGCUCGUAUUCCGAGUGGCGAAGCUAUCAUGACCUAUUCGACUCUCUGGUGCGUAAGAACCCGGCGCUAUCGAGCGUGCAAAGGAUGCAUUACUUAAAGCAGAGUCUUAGCGGAGACCCGGAGAGACUGAUUCGAAAUUUCGGAGUAACGUCGGAUAAUUUCGACUCCGCCUGGGAUACAUUGUGUGCGCGAUAUGACAAUAAGCGUUUGUUAGUGAGCUCUCAUCUGUCCACCCUCACCGCCAUUGCCCCAAUCCACAAGGAAUCGGCGCAAGAGAUUAAACGUGUCUAUGACCACACGGCCGAAAUUCGCACGGCCUUGCACAAUUUGAAACGGCCGGUCGACUACUGGGACGACUGGCUAGUGCAUCUGACGGCGUCAAAGCUGGACUCCGUCACGCGCCGUGACUGGGAGAGAGCCACGAGCGAUCAGCAGGAUCCGGUCUCUUGGACUCUACUCAGCGGAUUCCUGGAGGGUAAAAUAAGAGAGCUGGAGGCGGUAGCUCCGUCGAGCCUUGCCGCGCCCUCGACGGCGCCGUCCACACUCAAGACAGGUAAGCCGGCUAAAUCACGGGCGCUGCACGCCUCCAGGGUCAAGCCGCUCCCUUGCAAGCUCUGCAAAAAGACGCACUUCAUCCUGCAAUGCCCGGACUUCAGGGGAUUGUCCGUCACGCAGCGUAAGACCAAGGUUGCUGACCACCAACUUUGCGCGAACUGUCUGUCUAGUUUUCACCGCUUGCAGGAGUGUAAUUCUCCCAAGCGAUGCCAAGUAUGUCAGGAGGCCCACCAUACCUUGCUCCACGAGGAUCGUCAUUCGGGGCUCACUGACUCCUCGGCCACGGAGGCGCGGGCGGUUGCGCAUCUGGCCUCCCAUCCGCGUGAGCGCCGUGUUCUCCUCGCAACAGCCCGAGUCCGAUUGCAAGUCGCUUCUGGACGCUCGACCAUUGUGAGAGCACUUGUUGAUUCAGGGUCAGAACUCAACUUCGUGUUCGAAUCCGUUGUCCAACGCUUACGGGCUCCUCGCCAGCCGACGCGCGUCCGCAUUUCGGGAUUGGGCGAGACCGAGACCGCUCUGGCCCGAUCCACGGUCACGGCUGUCCUGCACUCCCUCUCGGGUGCGCCUUACUCGCGCCCGCUCGAGGCGCUCGUGCUGCCACGCCUGACCUCCUACAAGCCGCCGUCUUGCGUUAGAGCCGAAGAAUGGAGGCACCUCCAGGGCCUGGGUCUUGCGGAUCCUCACGCGAGUGCUGCAGGCAUCGAAGCCGUCCUGGGGGCUGAGGUCUACGCGGACAUUCUUCUGGGCAAAGUGAAGAGAGGUGCACCGGGAACCCCGGUGGCCCAGGCAUCGAGGCUGGGAUGGCUGCUGUCUGGGGCCGUCUCUGAAAACUCUCCCGGUCGUCUAGCCAGCGUCCAUUCACUGCACUGUGUGGCGGACCCGGUGGCGGACCAGCUUCGUCGAUUCUGGGAGGUGGAGGAACUCCCGUCUGCGUCUCCUUGGACCGAGGAGGAGACCGCCUGUGACGCACACUACGCGGCCACUCAUAAGCGCGGAGCGGAUGGCCGCUACACAGUGCGGCUACCCUUGCGGGACAGUCCGAGUGUCGACAUGCUGGGCGAGUCCGCGCCCAUCGUGCGUUCAUCCUUGCUCCGUCUGGAGCGACGUCUUGACAAGAAUCCGUCCCUGCGUGAGGCUUACACGCUGUUCCUGCGGGACUACGAGCAGCAGGAUCACAUGGUCAGGGGCGUCGGCGACCGGACCGACGGCCGGCCACAAUAUUUCCUGCCGCACCACGCGGUGCUCAAGCCGACCGCCGCUGGGUCCAAGGUCCGCGUUGUAUUCAACGCCUCACAAGCCAGCUCCACCGAAGUAUCGCUCAACGCCGUGCUCCAUACAGGACCGAGGCUACAGAGGGACUUGCGGGAUGUCCUCCUGCGGUGGCGGCUGCAUCGAGUGGUAUUUGCGGCGGACAUCGAGCAGAUGUUCCGCCAGAUUAAGGUACACCCCGAGGAUCAGCCCUUGCAGCAGAUUCUCUGGCGCAAAGGGGAAACGCAGCCCAUCAACACCUAUAGGCUCGCGACCGUGACCUAUGGUACCGCCUGCGCCCCGUAUCUAGCAAUCCGCACGCUGCUUCAGCUGGCGGACGACGAGCAAACGCGCUUUCCGAGAGCGUCGGAGAUGUUGCGUUGCAGCACCUAUGUGGACGAUGUGCUCGCCGGGGCGGACUCCCUGGACGAGGCGCGGGAACGACAGACCGAACUGCGACACCUCCUCACGGCGGGCGGCUUUAACUUGCGAAAGUGGGCUUCCAACUGUGCAGAGUUGUUGCGGGACAUCGCCGAGAAGGAUCGCGAAUCCCUGCGGACUCUGAGGAAUCGCGAUGAGCUAGCAGCGGCCAUGCUGGGGGUUCGCUGGGCACCCAAGGUCGACGCCUUCAGCUUCGUCCUCGAUCCUCCGGUACAGGCGAGGAUCACCAAGCGCAUCUUCUCCGGGGUUGCCCGCAUAUUUGAUCCCUUAGGCUGGCUAUCCCCGGUCACCAUCGGAGCGAAGAUCAUGCUGCAGGAGUUGUGGCUUCUCGGAGCUGACUGGGACCAAGAAGUUGCACCUGAUAUCCGAGUCCGUUGGGAACGGUUCUGUGAAGAGCUUUCUGCUAUUUCCGCAAUCUCCAUCCCCCGUUGGCUGGGAUGGUCGGCCGCCUCUGAACGGGUGGAAAUCCACGGCUUCUGUAAUGCGUCGAAGCGCGCUUACGCGGCCGUGGCAUAUUUGCGUGUCGUCCAGGGGGAACACCACGUGACCGUCCGCCUGAUGCUCGCUAAGUGCAAAGUUGCACCGACUAAGCGCGUUACCUUGCCACGCCUGGAGCUGUGCGGCGCCCAUCUGCUCGCGCGACUGGUCGCCACCAUCCGGGAAAGCCUGCCCGCGGCACCGACGUACUUGUGGACCGACUCCACCAUUGUGCUCGCUUGGCUGCAGGGCCACCCAUCGCGGUGGAAGACGUUCGUCGCCAAUCGGGUCGCUACUAUCCACGAGGCUGUUCCCGGUGCGCUCUGGCGCCACGUUCUGUCUGAGAACAACCCUGCCGACGUUGCAUCGCGUGGGCUGCCGCCGAGUGAGCUUCGGCAGCAUUGCCUCUGGUGGAGCGGCCCCGGCUGGCUCGGGGGCUCAAGUGAGAAGUGGCCAACCAACUUCGCGCCCGCCGGGCCCCCCGCGAUGGGGGAGGAGCGGCGAGCGCUUGCCACAACCGGGGUUCUCGAGAAUCCGGACGAGGAAUGGAACCUGCUUCUACGGAUCUCGUCGUAUUCGCGGGCGCUGCGCGUCGUGGCGUACGUGUUGCGCGUUCUACGACGACACCGCCCCCGCACUCGGGCCCUGUCUGCGGCGGAGCUCAGGCAGGCGAAGCUCGCACUGCUUCGUCUCGCGCAGCGUCGCUUCUACCGGGAGAUCCAUCAGCUGCGGAGGGGGGCUGCGAUUAACCGGCGGUUAACGGAGUCCGCUGACUCCGUUGCACCCUUACCUAUAUCAGGAUGGGUUGUUGCGCGUCGGUGCGCGGCUGCGCCAUUCUUGUCAGUUACAGGAGGAGAACCAUCCAUUCAUACUUCCACGGGACUCUCGGCUGACGGAGCUGCUGGUGUGGCACGCCCACCUGACAACUCUUUACGGAGGUGUGCAGCUCACCCUGACGACCUUGCGAAGGGAGUUCUGGAUCCCGGCGGGCCGCAGCCUGGUGCGCGGUAUAAUCCACCGCUGUGUCACUUGCGUCAGACAUAA
This is a messenger RNA of Wasmannia auropunctata (little fire ant), 4140 nucleotides long. RefSeq lists its product as uncharacterized. The record is from RefSeq and is a predicted model, not a curated record. The coding region runs from base 1 to 4140 and encodes 1379 amino acids. The transcript has a single exon. Lineage: Eukaryota; Metazoa; Arthropoda; Insecta; Hymenoptera; Formicidae.